AUGGCCGCGAAUACGGCACUCCAACUUGUCGGCCCCCGACAAUUGAUAACACCCGCAGGUCACACACGUAGCGAUUUGCCUUCAUUAGCAAGCCACUCACUUGGUUCCUCAAAACCUGUUGUUCCGACGUUCUCCUUGUCACUCCACGCCCCUCAACAUGUACGGUUCUAA
This is a messenger RNA of Fusarium odoratissimum NRRL 54006, 171 nucleotides long. RefSeq lists its product as uncharacterized. Lineage: Eukaryota; Fungi; Ascomycota; Sordariomycetes; Hypocreales; Nectriaceae. The record is from RefSeq and is a predicted model, not a curated record. The transcript is spliced from 2 exons. Bases 1 to 171 code for a protein of 56 amino acids.